GCAACGCAGCAUCGUUUGGCUCUUCUCCACAGUCGCCUCCGUUCACGGUGGUCCUAACCAAGAGACAUGGCGGACGUGGUGCAGUACAGAUUGGAGCGCAUGCUCGACGAGCUCGAUGAUCUGGAGCAGCGUGGCCUCUUCAGCCGCCGCGAGAUUGCGGAAAUCGUGAAGCAGAGGCGAAAAUUUGAGUACAGGCUUAAGCGGCCGAGUCCUCUGAAGCAGGAUUUUUUGGCUUACGUGGAGUACGAGACUCAGCUGGAUGCCCUCCGCAGGCUCCGGAAGAGGUCGGCGGCGCGCGAGUUGAAGAAGCAAGGGAACAAGAAGUUAAAGAAAUCAAAGUCUGAUUUCGCUGGCUUGCUCAGGAUUAUGGAGAUUUAUGAGCUCGCUUUGAAGCGUUACAAGGGAGACAUUGACCUCUGGUUUCGGUACCUUGAGUUUUGCAGACAGAGAAAAAAUGGCAGGAUGAAGAAGGCCCUGGCAAAAGUUAUUCGGUUUCACCCAAAGGUCCCGGGAGUUUGGAUUUAUGCUGCAGCUUGGGAGUUUGAUCAUAACUUAAAUGUUGCAGCUGCUCGUGCUUUAAUGCAGGAAGGUCUCAGAGUUUGUCCAACAUCUGAAGACCUUUGGGUAGAGUAUCUUCGGAUGGAGCUUACAUACAUUAACAAGCUAAAGGCCAGGAAAGUUGCUUUAGGUGAGGAUGAGGGGACUCUGACCCAUGAUCCUAGAAGUGCUGAUGAAAAACAAUGGAGAGAUGAAAACAAAGAGCUGUUUAUGUCUCUUAAUGAAAAAGAGAAUAAUGAUGGAGCAAACAUUGAAAUUGAUGAAUCAAAGAAAAAACCGGAAUUAUUUGAAGAGCAUGGUAUGAACAUUUUUCGAACUAUCUACCAUGGAGCAGUUGAAGCUGUCCCUUCAAGUCUAAGUCUUAGGAAGCGGUUUUUUGAAAUAUUGGAGGGCACAAACUUAGCACAUUCUGAAGAUAUGUGUAAGGAGAUACUGAAUGACAUGAAGAGGGAUUUUUCAACAGAUCCAGAAUUCUGGGACUGGCUUGCAAGGCAUGAAUGUGAUCUUGAAAAUGUGCCGGAGAUAAGUGAAGAAGUCAUAAUUUCCCAGGUGCAAAAGGCAAUUGAGAUUUAUGAGGAGGCUUUGAAAAGUUUGCCUUCAGGAACUAUGUUUAGUUUGUAUGGAAAUUUUCUAAUGGAUAUUGCAGCUCCUAAAGAAGGAGAAACCAAUAUAACUGGGUCAUCAGGUCAUGCUGGAGACUAUAUAUCACAUCUCCUGUCAAUAUAUGAAAGGGCUGAAAGCAUGGGGUGUGUUACUGAAGAUCUUUCUUGCAAGCAUGUGUCCUUACAUUUGCAAUUGAGACAGUUGAAUGAGGCCAGGAAACUGGCAGCAAAGCUUUGCAGUGGAAAACUUGCUGAGUCGGUACAGUUAUGGGAAUUAAGAAUCACUAUAGAAAUUAGAUGCAUCACAAGAAGUUCUUCUCCACCAAGGGAUGCUGAUUUGCUAUCCCUCUUUGAACUCCUUAGACAAAUUUUGGUGAAAGUGCCUGUUUCAAAAUCAGAGAACUUGUGGGUAAAGGCUCUUAAAUUCUAUGCUAAUCAAAGACAGUAUUUUGAUAAACUGGUGGAGAUUUCUGUUUUUUCUUUGGCCAGAGAUGGUGGCAGUGAAAAUGGAUUUUCCCUUUCUUUUGCCAUUGUAAGUUUUAUACUUCAAAAGGAUGGAAUUCAGCAGGCCAGAGAUUUCUAUAAACGAUUUCUAGCUUUACCUCAUCCUGGCCUUGCUUCAUAUAGAAAUUGCAUUGACCUGGAAACAAACCUUGCAUCAGUAGGAGAUAACGAUGGUCUAGUAAAUGCCAGGAAAUUAUAUGAAUCUGCUCUUGCAACUCAUGACCAAAAUGUCAGCUUGUGGCAAGAUUACUAUAGUAUGGAGACCAAGAUGGGAACAUCAGAAAAAGCUUCUGCUGUCUAUUGGCGUGCAAGGAGAAUACUCAAAGAUGCUAGUAAAUUUGUUGCUUCAGAUUUGUAAUAUUUUCUAAAUUAAGAUCAUGGCUAUUGGAAUUCAAUUUUGACCACUUUUAUUAUAAUAUAACAUGCACCCGUGUGCGUAUGCCGGGUCUUGCUAAUGAGUAGUAGUUAAAUUUAUGUACAUGUAAUUUCAAAAAAAAAAAAAAAAAUUUAUGUACAUGUACUCAUUCAUGAGUGGAGCCAGCACGCUUUUAAAAAACUAUCGAAUCUGAUAUCGGCGUGUCACCGCGUGUAGGCAUCUUCAGUUGCAGGAGGAA
Molecule: messenger RNA, 2278 nt
Organism: Gastrolobium bilobum
Lineage: Eukaryota; Viridiplantae; Streptophyta; Magnoliopsida; Fabales; Fabaceae
Exons: 6
Coding region: 67-2022 (651 amino acids)
Biological process (GO): maturation of SSU-rRNA from tricistronic rRNA transcript (SSU-rRNA, 5.8S rRNA, LSU-rRNA)
Cellular component (GO): Pwp2p-containing subcomplex of 90S preribosome; small-subunit processome
Molecular function (GO): protein binding; snoRNA binding
Source: RefSeq, a predicted model, not a curated record